Molecule: messenger RNA, 2089 nt
Organism: Spathaspora passalidarum NRRL Y-27907
Lineage: Eukaryota; Fungi; Ascomycota; Pichiomycetes; Serinales; Debaryomycetaceae
Product: E3 ubiquitin-protein ligase
Exons: 1
Coding region: 65-1738 (557 amino acids)
Biological process (GO): protein polyubiquitination; ubiquitin-dependent protein catabolic process; positive regulation of proteasomal ubiquitin-dependent protein catabolic process
Cellular component (GO): ubiquitin ligase complex; cytoplasm
Molecular function (GO): ubiquitin conjugating enzyme binding; ubiquitin protein ligase activity; zinc ion binding
Source: RefSeq, a predicted model, not a curated record
AAACACCUUUUUCCUACCCUAGAAGGAUAAAUCAACCGUUGAGUUUUAAUAUAAGAGAAUAGACAUGUCCGACGACGAUCUGGAUAUCUUCUUUGAAUACGAGUACGACCAGGAAGAUGACUUGGACGAGUCGUCCUUUUGCUUCAGCAGCGAUGGCGAAGACGAUGUUAUGUUUGACGUUGAUGGCGAGAAUUCCGAUACGCCGCAGACGAAAAUUCUGGACACGUUGGCUAAUGUCGGUGCCAAUGGGACGUUGUACUAUCCCUGGAAUGUGGAGCAGUUUAUCGAGAACAAACUCCUUGCCAAGCUUGACAAGUUGGCUAAUGGGACGUUGACUGCUUGUUCGAUUGAUGAAUUAUUGAUCAUGUUGCAAGUGAAAGGAUGGCAAGAGGACGAAGUCUUGAAUGAUUAUUUUGACAAUCGUGAUAAGUUGUAUGAAGCGUGUGGGUUGCCCGUUGGUGUUCCUAUGAGGAACACAUUGAAGAAGAUAAAGAACUACUCAUGUUUUGUUUGUUGUGAAGACUACUCGGAAACAUAUGUUUAUUCGUUGACUUGUGGUCAUACCUAUUGCAUAAAUUGCUACUAUCUGUACAUUUCCAAUGAGCUUGCCAAUGGAGGGCCUAUAACGUGUAUUGAACCUGAUUGCAAGUAUACCAUUCCAUAUCGGGAUGUGACUGAUAUUUUUGACAUUGUGAAUAAGACGAACCAUGGUGGGGUUACAACAAUUAAAAGCAUGGUAGAGAAUCCGUUGUUGGUAGCGAACACCAAGGCAAUGAUAAAUUCGAAACGGAAAUACAAGUGGUGUCCCGCUACUGAUUGUAACGGGUUUGCUGAGUUGGUGGGCAAUGUCAAUGACUCUGUCGAAAGUCUAAGCAGUGCAAAGGAAUCAGUUGAUAUUUCCAAAGUUCCUAUAGUGACGUGUUCGGAAAAUCACGAAUUUUGCUUUGAUUGCAAUUAUGAAAAUCACUUGCCCUGUCCCUGUUGGAUUGUUAAAAAGUGGAUUAAAAAAUGUAAUGACGAUUCUGAGACGGCUAAUUGGAUAGAUGCAAAUACACACGGAUGUCCCCAGUGUCAAUCGGCGAUUGAAAAGAAUGGUGGAUGUAACCACAUGACAUGUAAAAAGUGCAAGUUUGAGUUUUGUUGGAUUUGUUUUGAAGAUUGGAAGAAGCAUCGUAAUGAUUAUUAUUCUUGUAAUAAAUACCGAAACGAAAGACAAGAAGAUGAACAACGAAAGAACCGAAGUAAACAGAGUUUGGAGAGGUACUUACAUUUCUAUAAGAGAUUUGCCAUUCAUGAAAACUCGAUGAAGGGGGAUUUGAAAACCAUGGCCCAGAUUGAUACAUACACACGAUUAUACAUGGAGGAUUUGCGGGACCAAGGGAAGAAGAACUUGUCGUGGAAUGAUAUCCAGUUUUUGCCCACGGCUAUGCGAGCACUUCAGAAUGGGAGAAAGGCGUUGAAGUGGACCUAUUGUUUUGCAUACUAUUUGGGGAAAUCAAAUUUUGCAACUAUAUUUGAAGGGAACCAGGAUUUUCUUAAUAAAACUGUAGAGGAUUUGUCCGAGGUGUUUGAACAAAUUAUGAGUAAAAAGAAUCCCGAUAAAGUGGGGAUGAUUUUGAAGAAUAAGACCAAGUUGAGGAACUUAAGUGAAUUGGUUAAUUCGAGGAAAAAUAUGUUGAUUAAUGGUGCCAGGGCCAAUCUUGAUGAUGGCCUUCUUUGGUUUGAUAACGAAAUUUGAUUGGCUGGAGGUCACGUGGAGAUAAGCGUAAAUUAAUAAAUUAGUUUAUUAAUGGGAUCCCCCUUGGUGGAGUAUAUUGAGUAAGGUAUGUAAUUGUAAAUAAAAUUAUUCCCGGUUAUAUCGUAAGGAGCUGAAUGACGUUCUUUGCAGACUGUAGUAUAAAAAAAAAAUUUGCAGUAGGUGAUGACGUAAACUGGAAAGUCAUGAGGCUUGAUGACAUAGCUAGAAAACUAGCAUAUCUAUAGCCUAACAUAUAUCUAUAACUCUAGCCCGGGUGUAAUAUAGCUUUUGUACCACACUAUCUAUGUCAUAGUAAUAGAAUCAUACGAUACCCCAUGCUUAGUUUAUAAG